AUGGGAAACCUCUUCAUGACCAUGUUCUUUGCCGUUCUGGAUCCGUCACUUGUUUUCAUGCGCGCAAGUUACACAUCAAUUUUCUACGACGCUGUUUUGAUUUUAGAAGAACACUGGGAUACUGUUAUCGAUGCUGUCGAGAACGGAACAAUUCCCGACAUAUACGAUCUUGACUACUGCAGGCCAUAUUUAGAGGCACAAGUCAAGCCAAAUCCACACCGGGCAGCAGAGCUCCGAAUAAUAGAGAAGGGGAAGGAGGGAUGGUUGAGGGAAAUCUGGCCGUUGCUCAAGGUUGUCAGAGCGUCCAACAGCGGAAGCUACGCCGCCUUUGCCGCUAAGGUUCGACAUCACGUCGGGCCUGCUGUCGACAUAGAAAGCUACAGCUAUGGUGCGACCGAGUGUAUGGUUGGGUAUGGAUACGAUUCGGCAAAUGAUCACAAUCUCUAUCGCCUCUCUGGUGAUUCGUAUUUCGAGUUCCUUGAUGUCGCUGAAGUCGAGUCAAGGAUGUCACUCCGUCAAGCAUGGGAGGUCCAGAUCGGGCAACGUUAUGAACUCGUGGUGACCACAAGACACGGUCUCUGGCGAUACCAAAUGAGGGACGUUGUCGAGAUUGGUGGCUUUCACCCAACUGACGGGCAGCCUCUCAUUCGAUUUGUUGAACGGCGAGGUGUUGGAUUCCGCAUUCAUGCUGAGUUGGUAACAGAUAGACUGCUACAAGAUGCCAUUUAUUCGGUGCACGACACGCUUGGCCGCGUGUUGGAGUUCGUCUCGGAGCUAGAUGACCGACAAUUUCCUAGAAAUUACGGCUAUUUUGUAGAACUCGAAGGAGAGCUGGGACCCGAUCCCGACUCUGCUCCACGCAAAGUGCAAGAGGUCCUCCUCACAAAUCCAGGGUACAAGAAAUUCACCGACUACGGAAGGAUUGGAAUGCCCACUAUUCGAAUUGUCGCACCGCGUACAUUUAGAGCUUAUCGUGAGUGGAGACUUGAGCUGACGGGACGCCCCAUGGGACAAAUCAAGGUCCCAACUACCACCGUUGAUGUUGCAACGAAAGAGUGGUUGGCGAAGAGAGUGAUACUGGAGGUCGGGUUGUCAUCUGUACCCUCUUCGACUCAGUAG
Molecule: messenger RNA, 1119 nt
Organism: Laccaria bicolor S238N-H82
Lineage: Eukaryota; Fungi; Basidiomycota; Agaricomycetes; Agaricales; Hydnangiaceae
Exons: 6
Coding region: 1-1119 (372 amino acids)
Cellular component (GO): cytoplasm
Molecular function (GO): acid-amino acid ligase activity
Source: RefSeq, a predicted model, not a curated record